Messenger RNA from Eurytemora carolleeae, 3260 nucleotides. RefSeq lists its product as uncharacterized. NCBI's taxonomy places the organism in Eukaryota, Metazoa, Arthropoda, Copepoda, Calanoida, Temoridae. The record is from RefSeq and is a predicted model, not a curated record. Bases 531 to 2990 code for a protein of 819 amino acids. The transcript has 29 exons. Gene Ontology annotation, molecular function: protein binding.
UUCUCUGUAUACUGUUCUCCAGUGUGCUCCGUCCUGCCCGGAGAAACAAAAACAAAAUAAAUUCGUCCUGGCGUAUCUAUCUCCGCCCUGGCGUAUCUAUCUCCGCCCUGGUGUAUCUAUCUCCGGCCUGGUGUAUCCAUCUCCGCCCUAGUGUAUCUAUCUCCGCCCUGGUGCUAAACUUAUCCAUUUUUCUGUGACUAAUUGAAUAUGCUGAUUAAUAUAAAAAUGUUAAACCUGUGAUUUAUGAUUAGAAAUAUUAGACAAUUUUGAAGUGAAUUUUAAAAAUGUGCAAGAUGAAUCUGCACAUAUUAGUUAAAUUAAAUUGUUUAAAAUCUGAAAGAUAAAGCCUUCAUUUGAAUAAUACGUCUAUCUUGCAAAAACCAACAAAUCAUCUAUUACAAAUAUAAGUGCUACUGAAGUGAUUUAUUAAAAACAAAAGAUUUACAUAUUUAAAGAAAGCUGGCUAAAGCUACAGCUAAAGCUAAAGCUAGCUACAGACACAUCCUUACUCCCCUUCAUUUUCCUUGAAGAUGGAAAUCUGUAUCAAUGAUAUUUAUCAAUCUUCAGUCUUAAACAAAAUUUGUUCCAAAACUGUGAUUUUUUUCUUUAUUCUGAGUUUAAUGAUCCCUGGGACAGGAUCAGAUAUUGCUCAGUGCGGAGAUAAAGAUUUUUCUUGUUUUUCCGAUAACUGGGAGUACCUGGAGUGUGUCUUUAACUCUACUCAUCCUUCCCAGCUCUUUAUAAACCAUAUAAACAUGGAGUUACAAGAUGGCGUUUAUAGAACACAGAAAUAUGAUAGUUUCUUCCAUUGUGAACCAGAACUCAGUUUUAGAAUCAGUGAGGAGCAGUGUUCUGAUUAUUAUGGAUAUAUUGAUGGAUUUAGUUUAGUACGACCUGGACAAAUGGUAUUGGAGGAAAAGGAUACAGGAGAGAGAGUUCUGAACCUAGUAGUGGGACGGAGUAAACAGAUUUUAUGCUUUAAACCAAUCUGUCUUCUUUAUAAUAUUCAUGUACACAGCAAACGUGCUCAUGUACAGUUGAAUAUUUUGAGUAAUCAGACAGCCUUCUCAGAUACUCUCAUAGUUCCAGAUCUUACUCCGUAUACUGAAUAUACUAUAGGCAUACGGAGUAAACCUUGUCUUGCUACUGGAGAACGGUUUUGGUCUCCCUGGUUAAACUUUACAGUUUCAACUGCAUCCUCAGUCCCUGAUGUUCCCGAUGUAUCCAGGAAUGCCUACCUGACCCGAGAGGCCUCUGAAAACAUAACAAUUGUUACUCUUUACUGGAGGAAACUUGAAGAAAGGUUUCAAAAUGGAGAAAAUUUUACAUAUUCAGUUUUGUUUCGCGGACAGAAAUAUUUAACCAAGCAGGCAACAUUUGAAGCUCAGCUGAAACCAGGAGAAAAUGCAACAUUUUUGAUAAGUUCCGAAAAUGAUAAAGGUUCCUCUAAUGAAUUUAGGGAGAUAUUUGUGGAUGGAUCCAAGGUGGGAGAAGGAGGAAGAUCUGUUCUUGUUCAAGAAGAUAAUAUUCCUGUUUUAUACUUUAAACCAAUUAGAUACGAGGAUUCCAUUACUUUAUUCUGGUGUAUUCAUCAACACUGUCAGAGUGGAGUGGACUGGAUGAGUAUAGAAAGGUCCCCAGUUCAACUGCAGCAAGGGACUGGUCCUGUUUUUAUAAACUGGAACAUGGAUUCAGGUCUCACUCAUCUUUCCUGUUCAUUAAACUCAGUUGAGUUGAAGGCUGGUGGUCUGUACAAUACAUUUAUGUACCUGAGGAACGGUACUGUACAUGUACAAACCCUUUUCCAGGGCUGUACACUCAACAACUCAGGAACAGGAGAUUUCAUGAUUAACCGGACACUGCUCACAUUUUGUCAAUCCUCAGGAUGUGAGAACCCAAGAGAAAUAUUAGCGAAUGGUUCAAAUCUAAUCAUCAGUGAUUUGGAGAGCUCCACUUGCUACAUCAUGAGGUCCCUGGUCACCUUGAUAUCUGGGUUCACGAUGGAGACUAGGAACUCCACCUACUGUACUCUUCCAGAUCUACCACCUACAGUAAAGGCAGCCUUCAUACAAAACUCCAUUCUUAGGAUAGAGCUGAAAAUAGAUAAAUCCUUGCAAGUAUCCAACCAAACCUACUGUAGGUUUAUUCUCUCCAAGUACUCAUUUAACAGUUCCUGCACACAAAUAAUAGAGAGAAACAUUUCUAAUAUAUUGAACCCCGGCUGUUCCAGGUUGGAAGUAAGUCAGUGUACUGAAUGGGCGUGUACAGACUUGUCUCCUGCUUUUCAUGUGAGUACAGUACCAACAGAUGUACAGCUUGAUGCAGUACAUAUAAGUGAGGAAAAUAAGAUUGACCUAUUGUACGGGUCUAGUUCAGCUGAAGGUUGUGAGGCCCGUGUAUACGAUAACAUUCUCAGAGACUAUGCUCGGUUUGAUCUUGAUCCUCCUUCAUGUGAAGACGACAUUUCAAACUGCUGUUCUCUGUCUAAUAUGAAAAGUAAAUCUGAACUAGUACUGGGGACGGGUGAGCUAGGAGAAUGCUCCCAUUUAAAUGUAUCAAUGAGAUGUUGGAACUUAAUAAUAUUCGAUGGAAGAUUAAGACAUCUUUACUCCGGCUGGAGUGAAAGCAUGGAUGUGAAAUCAACUUGUAUCAAAUCGUCUGGAACAGGAGAAAUUGUUGGAAUAGGAAUAGGAAUAUCCAUAGCAACAGUAUUAGGAUCUGCUGUACUCCUUCUACUUGCAGUACAAGUAUACAGGUUUAAGCAGAAGAUAUCUGCUAUUUCUGGGAUAGAGCCCGGACAUGGAAUACCUCUGGAUAUUACUGAAGCAAAUCAUAUAAAUCCAUUCUCCGACUUACCUCCGGCAUACCAGGAAUCUUCCUUCCUUUCUGAUCUAUCGUUGCCCCCAUACAACAGCUUUACAGUACAAAAUAAUUUAAAUCAAAACAACACCAGGAAUGGAUAUGAGUACCAAAUGCUUUCUCUCCACUAAAUGGUUUAAAUGUAGUAUUUGACAAUUGUAAAAAUGAAUUUUUAUUAAAAGAAUUUUCUAGUUGGAAGUUGGGAUUCACAAAAAUCCACAAAUAUUAAGAUAUAUAAAUAUAUGCACUGUGCAUUAUGCAUCACUUAUGGAAAAGGUCCUAGAUUAAAAUCAACUGUUAUGAACAUGAAAAAAAAAUCUUUAUACUGUAGCAAGAAAUCUGUAUAAAUACGCUGUGAAAGUCGUCUUAUUUUAAAGUGAAAUAAAUUAUAUUGUUUUCAA